ACGUGCGAACAAGGAAACGGGAUAUGUACCACUGGCUGUGCUGACUUUUAUUAUGGAUACACAUGUGAGCACCAGUGUGACCCCCAGUGUCGUCCCCGGACUUGUGACAGGAUCACUGGAGCGUGUAGUGACUGUAAUGCUGGAUAUCACGGUCUAUUCUGUAACAGAGCAUGUCGUCCUAACUGUAAGUCAGGAACAUGUGAUGCACACAACGGACAUUGCAUUGGGGGUUGUAAAACAAACUGGACAGGAGAUCUCUGUGACAGAUGUGACGUAUUACACUUCGGACCUACUUGUUCUAAAGAGUUCGGUGUACACUGUAGGGGACGGGUGUGUAAUGACGUCACUGGCUCCUGUACUAAUGGAUGCGAAACCGGUUACUACAAAGACACGUGUAAUGCAGCAUGCAACCCAGACUGUCAAAACGGAUGCAACAGGAAAUCUGGGUAUUGUAGUUAUGGUUGUAUCGAUGGAAAGUUUGGAGUGGCAUGUCGGAGUAUUUGUGGUGCUGGUUGUACAUCGAAGAGAUGCGAACGAAUCACAGGGAAUUGUAGUUGUAAAAGGGGAUGGCAAGGAAAACGAUGUACUGAAUGCAGUCCAACGUUCUAUGGCGCGUCCUGCGAGGAGGAGUGUAGUCCUCAUUGUUAUAACGGGACGUGUUACGUAAACAAUGGGUCCUGUAUUGACGGGUGUACUAGAGACUAUACGGGUGAAAAUUGUACACAAGGUCUGUAUGAAACUUCACCACAAGACCACGGAACCAACAUUGCAAUUGGUGCAGGAGUGGGAGCAAGCACCUUUGUUGCAAUUGUAGCAGUUGUCGGAGUCGUUCUCCUUAGACUUAAAAGAAAGAGAGACGGUAUUUCCGAAGCACAAAAAGAUCCAAGCAAAAAAAGCAGAAUUACAAAUGAGAAAGAACAGGUUGAAUUAGAGAAUGAAGAUCGUCAAGACCAUUCACUUCCGGAUGCGCGAUUAUACAUAGGAGAAAGACAUACGAACAUGGAAACACAGAGAAUUGGAUUUUAUGAAAACCUUGACAGUGAGGACGAAGGAAACAAAAUAUACGUGAAUGAUUUGUCAAGAAUCUACGUAAAUGCAAAACGCGUUGCCUUAGUACCAAGAACCAACACUGAUGCAUCAGACGAAAGAGGAAAUAUGCACAUGACAAUCAAUGAAAGCCAACUAGACGAAUCUCCCUAUGAAGAAAUCCAUGUCCAGAAUUGAUUAUACCUUAUGUUUUUUACUACUUUGUUUUAUCAUUUUACUACAUUCUUGUAUCAUAUUUCCUGACCGUGUCACAUCAAUAGUAUGAUUAUGUUGAAUAUAUUUGUUCACAUGUACAAAAAAUGAAGAAACAAAAUAAAAUUAAUUGUGAUAUCAUUUGCAAUGGAAAUGUAUGAUUUACAUACAUGUGCAAUAUAUAUGUUCAUGUUAAUGCUUGUGUAAAAAACCCAGACAUGAAUUUUAGUUUCAAUUGUACUUUUUAAUUAGAUAAAAGUGUAGUGUACUUUGUGAAUAGAAGAAAGUAGAUAUCACCACUGAACUACUUCCUAAUUAGACUAUUCUGAAACUCUGUUGUUGUAUAAUAGUAUUUUUCAUAUCGAUAUCAUGUUAAAGAGCAUUGGUGUUCAGUUUAUAGUUAGAGUUAUCUCUCUUUGUUUAUUGAUUUUGUCAUGUUUGAACUCUUUUGUGUUUUUAGGUAGAUUUGUCAUAUUCAACCUGCCGCUUGUUUAGCGUCUAGCCUAUCACAAAGUGUUUUACACUGUGCUUAUGAUUUGCAUAAUUAUGUGUAUGUAUUUUUCAGAAGCUUAAAUCAGACUUAUGCUUAUUACUAAGUUGAUGAUUUCAUACAAGCAAGUUGUCGUCUGUUACAUCUGCAUACUGACCGGCUUGUGUUGAUUUGUGUAAUUUCCAGUGAAUUAUCUCAAAUAUUAUUGAUGAUUAUUUUAUAAGCCAUUAGAACGUAUUUUUUAUGCAUUUUCACUAAAAUCUUUGCUGCUUUAUAGUGGUAAAGUGACAUACUGCAGAAUUUUUUUCAUGGAAGGCUGUGUCAUGCCAAUAUUUUUGUGAUCUCCGUUUAGGUAAUGCUCUCAAUACUCGUACUAUUUGUAUCAAAUGUAUUCUUGCAUCGUUUUAAUUAUUCUAGUCAUAUCAGCAUAUCAGAAUUUAUUUUGUAUCCAUGAUUAUGUUACAUUGAAAUUUUGUUCAAAUGUUUCAGUCUUAGCUUUUAAUCACAAACACUUUGCUACAUCAACUCAUAUCUUCA
Molecule: messenger RNA, 2266 nt
Organism: Ostrea edulis (European flat oyster)
Lineage: Eukaryota; Metazoa; Mollusca; Bivalvia; Ostreida; Ostreidae
Product: multiple epidermal growth factor-like domains protein 10
Exons: 6
Molecular function (GO): scavenger receptor activity
Source: RefSeq, a predicted model, not a curated record